Molecule: messenger RNA, 5887 nt
Organism: Anopheles funestus (African malaria mosquito)
Lineage: Eukaryota; Metazoa; Arthropoda; Insecta; Diptera; Culicidae
Gene: l(2)gl
Product: lethal(2) giant larvae protein
Exons: 9
Coding region: 856-4560 (1234 amino acids)
Biological process (GO): cortical actin cytoskeleton organization; regulation of protein secretion; establishment of spindle orientation
Cellular component (GO): plasma membrane; cortical actin cytoskeleton; cytoplasm
Molecular function (GO): myosin II binding; GTPase activator activity; syntaxin binding
Source: RefSeq, a predicted model, not a curated record
GCGUUGGGAAGAUUCUACGCGUCAAGACAACCAUUCCGAUUAUCCGUGGCGUUGAAGUGUUGGGUGAAGCCCACGGAUAAAUGAGAUUUUAUUUCAUGUAUUGCUUCCGAAGAGUAACUUUGCCCGUGCGGAGUCCGCCUCGUCAACUUAUUGUUCAUUUUUGCAGGUUUUGUGUCGAUUCUCGAAAAUUUGUGCCUUGUGAAAUUUAAGAUGCAAAAAGACCAAUGAAUUGGCCUUGUUCAAGCGUCGCCAAAUAAGCAAACUUGCUGCCGUAUAUUUGCAAGCGUAAAGACCACCCCUCCUGAAUCGCUUCAUGGCCUUAAUUGAUCUUGAAGAGACGUUGCGUAGGUGAAGUAAAAUACAACGAACGAAAUAAUCUACAGUGUGCCUUUCAAUUAAUUCUUCUAAAAGUACAACUGGAAAACACAAAACCAGCAAACCCCUAUCGAAAAUAGUGACAAAUCUCGUUGAGGAACAAAAUAUUACAUACAACCAACAAACAUCGUGUUUCGUUUUGCGCAAACAAAAGCAUCGAUUGGGUAGAUGAACAUCUCAACUGAUGUAAACAAUUCUCCCCUUCUUCUUCAAUUAGCCUUGCUUUUACAUUUAAUGUGAAUAGAGGCAGAGGCGGAAGACAGCAUAAAAGCGCUAGUGUAGCACAGAGCAAUCGAGUAGAAGGAGUAGAAGAAAUUUCCAAACUUUAAUCUAACGAAGCAGCAUCACACAUAGAAAAGUGUGAAUUCUAGAAGCCGCCCCAGAGCAGCAACAUAAAAUUUUGUUUCCUAAGCAGAUCCAGUAUCGCAUCAUAACCAUUUCGCUCAUCGCAAACGCACGGCAAAUAGCAGCGAAAGAACAAUGCUGAAGUUUAUACGUGGUAAAGGCCAACAACCUUCAACGGAACGGCAGAAGCUGCAGAAGGAACUGUUUGCAUUUCGUCGGACGGCUCAGCAUGGCUUCCCACACAAACCGUCCGCACUGGCGUACGAUCCGAAAAGCAAGCUGAUGGCCAUCGGUACUAAUAGUGGCGUCAUCAAAGUGUUUGGCCGUCCGGGUGUGGAAUUCUACGGCCAGCAUACAUCGCCCAGCAACAAUCCGUCCGACCUAAUCGUGCAAAUGCUCGAAUGGAUCCCGGGAACAGGUCGGCUGCUGUCGUUAACUGCUUCCAACCAGUUGGUUCUGUGGGAACCGGCGGGAACGCUGCUGGUUGCUAUCAAGAACCUGGCAUUUGAUGGCAAGCUCAAGAAGAUUUCUUCACUGUGCUGUUCGUACAUGAAGGACACUGUUUGGAUUGGCACCGAAGGUGGUAACGUGUAUCAGUUCGAUGUGCGCAAUUUCAGCGUGAAGGAGUCUGUCAUCUAUCACGAUGUGGUGCUGGAACAACUGCCCACUUCUUACCGAUUGAAUCCGGGAGCGAUUGAAUCGGUAAAGCAGCUGCCCAACAAUCACAAUUUGCUGCUGAUUGCUUACAACCGUGGCCUCGCCGUCUUGUGGGAUCUGGAGAGCGCGAGCGUAAAGCAAUCGUUCAUUUCGCCCGGCCACGGACAAAGUGUGGGAUUGUUCAUCGCACAGGAUGCUACGCAGUUUACUUGGUACCAUGCGGAUGGAUCGUACGCUACCUGGGACUUGGAUAGUCCGAUACCACCGGAAAACCAGAAGUACGUUCCAUACGGUCCGGAUCCUUGCAAAGCGAUCGAUCGUUUGAUUCGGGCACACCGUGGACGUUGCGAGCUGGUCGUCUUUUCGGGCGGAAUGCCUCGAUCGGCUUACGGUGAACAUCAGUGUGUGUCGGUGCACUGCAAGGACGGUACAAAGGUGGCCUUUGAUUUUACGUCCAAAGUAAUCGAUUUCUUUGUAACGUUCAACGACGUUCGACCGGAGCAGGCGGAAGUGUUGGUGGUGUUGCUGGAAGAGGAACUGGUUGCGUAUGAUUUGACAGAUGAAACGUUGCCACAAAUCAAUGCACCCUAUUUACAUUCUUUGCAUGCCUCUGCCGUCACCUGCAAUCAUCUGGUGUCGCAAGUAUCGCCGGAUGUGUAUUCUAAGAUCAGACUAGCAGGAGAGCUGCAGAUGGCCGAAUAUAGUUGCAAAAUUUGGCCCAUUACCGGAGGCAUCCUGCCCAAUGAACCAGUGGACGAUGACGAGCAGCCGAUGGAACGAGACGUCUUGAUUACUGGGCACGAGGAUGGAUCGGUGAAAUUUUGGGACUGCUCGGAUGUCUGCUUAACGCCGCUAUUGCACGUCAAAACAGCUCCGCUAUUUAAUAACAGCGACGAUUUUGAGAGUAACCUGAAUGCAUCGACCGAACAGUUGGACGAUGGUGAACCUCCAUUCCGUAAGGCUGGCCAGUUUGAUCCUUAUUCGGAUGAUCCUCGGUUGGCAGUGAAGAAGGUACAACUGUGUCCGCAGACGGGUACGCUUGUUAUAGCAGGCACAGCUGGUAAUGUGGUGAUGGCCAACUUUGAAGCAUCGCCUCAUGACGCAGUUGACGAGACGCAACCACAUGGCCCGCUCAAAGUGUCCACGAUGAAUUUGGUAAGCGAUCGCGAUGGAUUCGUCUGGAAGGGUCACGAUCAGCUGAAGGUAAAGCGCACACUGCUGGAAGAAAAUACGCCCAUCAUCGAAGGAGUGAAUUUUAUGGGCGUUCUGCAGGUGCUACCACCAGCUGCCAUCACCUGCAUUGCCAUGCAGAGCAAAUGGUCACUGGUUGCAGCCGGAACAGCCCACGGCCUUGUGCUGUUUGAUUACAACAAUCAGUCACCCGUGCUCCAUAAGUGUACUCUCAACCCCAAUGAUCUCACCGGUGCCGGGGAAACACUUUCGCGUCGGAAGUCGUUUAAAAAGACUUUGCGCGAAUCCUUCCGCCGUCUGCGCAAGGGACGUUCGACAAGAAAUAAUCCGAAUGCGGCCGGCGGAGCUGGCCAACAUGCACAGUCGGCUGCAGAGACACGUCCGGUAGAGCGUCAAAUCGAAGCUCGUCCAGUCGAUGACGGAAUGGGAUCGAUGGUGCGCUGUUUAACCUUUGCGCAAACUUUCAUUACCAAUCAGAAUGUGUACAUUCCGACACUUUGGGCUGGAACAAAUUCCAGCUGCGUAUCGGUAUUCGUGCUAAAUCUUCCACCGAAGCAACCUGCCCCCGCCGCAGCUACAGAAGAAAAUGGAGCUGACGAGCCGGUACAAUCGGCGGCAGUAUCGCAAGGCCCUCCGGUUACGGGCAAACUGGCCAAGGAAAUACAAAUGAAGCAUCGUGCUCCGAUCAUUGGAAUUGCGGUUGUUGACAGUAAUGGCGUUCCAUUGGAAUUCCAGAACGUGCCUGGACCGGCACCACAUCGUGUGUUGAUUGCGUCGGAAGAACAAUUUAAAAUUUUUUCGUUGCCGCAAUUGAAACCGGUCAACAAGUACAAGCUAACUGCCCACGAAGGAGCACGUGUACGGCGCAUUGCAUUCGCUACCUUUAUGUGUACGGUGCCGACUUCAUCUUUAGUUCAGUCGAGUCCUCCGAAGUCCAUGCCAAAACCGGCCACUUCACCGCAAGCUGCAGAACAACCUUCCGCCGACAACAACACAUCAGUGGUUAAUGAAUCCAACGUUGGUUCCGAUGUGACAAAUCAUUACGAAAUAAGUCUGCUUUGUCUGACCAAUCUGGGCGAUUGUCUAGUAUUAACUGUUCCGGAGCUUCGCCGUCAGCUUAAUUCAGCUGCAGUGCGCCGGGAAGAUAUCAAUGGUAUUUCGUCUCUCUGUUUCACAAGCCACGGUGAGGCAUUGUACAUGAUGUCAUCUUCAGAGGUGCAACGAAUCAGCCUAUCCGCUACGAAAGUUGUUGCUCCAAAUGGUAUAAUUGAUGUAGAAGAUUGGUCAACGCCGAUCGAAAAUGUCGCAUCGACCGAAGAAGGUAAUGAGCAGGAACAACAGGCACAGGAAAAUCCACAAGGCGAAGCUUCAUCUGAGCAGGAGGUUGAGAAUGCAUCUGGUUCCGUUGCUGCUGCGAAGAGUGAACAAUCGGUUUCACGCGAAAAAGUCACUGGAAGUGCGACCGCACUAACAAAUGGUACAUCCAACCCGAGGCUUAGCAAUGGCGUUGCUAGCGGAGAUGAAGCAUCACCGAACAAGGCCAACGAAACGAUCACCAGUUCGAUUGGUGACAUAACGAUCGAUUCCGUGCGCGACCAUUUGAAUGCUACAACGACAACGCUUUGCUCUACCACGACCGAAGAAAUAGUCGGUCGGCUGUCAGUAUUGAGCACUCACACAAGCCAAUCUUCGUCCACGGCCAAGAACAGUGAAAUAUUGAGCUUAAAUUCAUCGAACAUCAGCAGCCUGAAGGGAAUCGGCGAUACGACAGAGAAAACAUCCAACUCGGCAAUUAUAAAAUCAAUCAUCACCACCGUAAAGCAUGGUUCGAACGUAACAAAUGGUGAAGCGAAAGAAUCAAACAGAACGUCCACAAUCACAACUACCACGGCAACAAGCACGUCCGUCAAUGGAAACGAUUCGGUGCCACCACCGCUUCCAACGACGGCACCGCCUCUUAUCACUGUCCUCAGGAAAGAAAGCCAGUUCUAACAGCUUUCAAUGCUGGCAUCCUUUUCUUUACUUACAUCCUAACACAGUCGUAAGUGAAUAUUCUAUGACGAAUGGUUUAAGUUUGAAAAAAAAAAACAAAAUCGAACGGGACAGUAUUUUGUGUACUGAUGCAUUAGUAUUCCGAACGGGCUGUUACAGAUGUCGGGGCGCUAAUAGUAACUUGGCUCGACACACACACAUACAUACAAGUAUUAGAUAACUUUCUUAUCCUGUGUAACUAUACCGAUGACAAGUUUGCUUUAAACAUGAGGCAUUACACAAGACGUGUGAGAAUAAAUCAGAAAACACAGAAACCGUCAGCAAUGUUGCCUUUCCACACACUGUGGAUCACACAAUGAGCAAGAACAGAAAACAUUAUCAGCAAGGAAAAUGUUUCCACUAUCCCUUUAAUGCAGGUUAUCAUAGGUUAGAGAGAAAGAGAGAUAAAAUCCUUUGCCAGGCAUCUAAGACCAGAAAACGAUAAGACAAUGGCGUAUUUUAUUAGAUCUAUUCUUACUUUGAAGCUAGGUUUUUAAUGGAUAAAAAGUAUUUUCAGUUGUACGAACAGUUACGAGGUGCGAACGCAUGCUCUUUCACACCAUUUGUAAAACAGAUAGAAUGUCGAACGAUCAUUGCAGUUCCAUUGCCGAAACGGAAGAAGUGAGGUAGUGAAUCAAAGCGGUUUCGAAAUUAAUCUGCACAAAAAGUCCAAAAGUUUUGUUCCAUGUGGAAGUCAACAUAAACCCUACAUAAUGAUUUGUCCACGGUUUGGGAUGAUUUUUGUGUUGUUACAGAUCGAUCGAACUUUACCUAAAUCAAGUGACGGCCUUAGCGAAAUGGAAGUACAUGAUAGAUUUCUUAACAUUAACGAUAACGAGUAUUUCUUAAAUCUUAUUAUGGAUGGGUAACGUCCCAUCAUGCCAAUCUGUUGAUACGGAGUAAACGGAUUUUUACAACCGUUGUACCAACAAUGAUUCUUCCCAACGGUAGAAAUUACUGCAUUCAUAACCGUUCCGUCUUCGGUUCAAUACAAUUGAUGUUAAUGUUGCAAACGAAGUAAAACAGUCUUUGGUGUUUAGUAUAGAAUAGUUCGAGAGGAGAAUAGUACUGUUUACAACAUCUGUGAAGGAAAACAAAAACGAAAACACGAAGCAUUUUAAACCUUAUACAGUUGGUGAAAUUUUAUAUUUUAAAACGAAAAUUAUAUGAAUGAUUGAUUUAUAUAUUUCUUCUUUUUCUAUUUUUAAGCUAAACAACAAUACGUUUUCACAAUCAGAAUUACAUGUGUCUAUUUAAUCACAUGGAAACAUGGAAAUAUUUGACGAAA